AUGUCGAUGACAGACUUGCUCAGCGCGGAGGACAUCAAGAAGGCCCUGGGGGCCUUUGCCGCUGCCGAGUCCUUCGACCACAGGAAGUUCUUCCAGAUGGUGGGGCUGAAGAAGAAGAGCGCGGACGACGUGAAGAAGGUGUUCGAGAUCCUGGACAAGGACAAGAGCGGCUUCAUCGAGGAGGAGGAGCUGGGAGCCAUCCUGAAGGGCUUCUCUGCAGACGCCAGAGACCUGUCUGCCACAGAAACCAAGACGCUGCUGGCCGCAGGCGACAAGGAUGGGGAUGGCAAGAUUGGGGUGGACGAAUUCUCCACUCUGGUGGCUGAAAGUUAA
Pipistrellus nathusii (Nathusius's pipistrelle) is the source of this 333-nucleotide messenger RNA. Lineage: Eukaryota; Metazoa; Chordata; Mammalia; Chiroptera; Vespertilionidae. The record is from the annotation of a GenBank genome assembly.